AUGGAACAAAUCAUAGAAGGUGCAAAUGAAACACCCAAUCAAAUAGUGGAUUUCUAUAACAAUACUCUUGUUCAAAGAAAGAGGAAUACUUUAUUUUUCAUCAGGUUAUUCGUAAUUUUUUUAAGGAUUACGCAAAUUUUUAUAGCAGCGUAUGCUUUAUACUACAUAAUUAAUCAGGAAAAAAAGAAAUGUUCUCGUAAUAACGAUGAUGAAAAUAGCGACGAAAAUGAUGAUGAUGACGGCGAUCAAUCAUCUGAUUCAGAUUUAGAAGAAUACGAUGAAGAACAAACAAUACAAUGGAAAAAUAAAGAAUGGAAAAAAUGGAUGAAUACUUUGGAAGAUGAUUGGAUGGCUUUUAAUUUAGAAAUUAAUGAUGAAAAAAAUAAGUGGAUUGAACAAAAAGAAGUAGAAUGGAAUUCAUUUUUAGAUGAAUUAGAAAAUAAAUGGAAUCAUUAUAACGAAAAAUUUGAUGCCGAAUUUAGUACUAAUAUCCUAGAAAAUUAUUCUAAUUGGGAUGAUAAUCAUUGGAUCAAUUGGAUGAAAACAAAUGGAAUUCAUUUUAUUUAUAUAGAAUGGAAAACAUGGGUUCUAGAAAGCCAUAAUAAAUUUUAUGAUGUGUUUGUAGAUAAAUGGAUUAAAUGGAAGAAAAAUAAAAUCUUAUCAUGGUCCAUGCUUGAUUGGAAACGUGAAGAAUCACGAAAAUGGCGUGAUUAUGAAAAAAAUACAUGGUUCAAAUUUAUUUGCUACUUUGAUAACAAAAAAUAUAAUGAAUUUAUAACCAGAACAAAAAAUGAACGAAACCAAUGGAAUAAUUGGGUCAAAAUUAAGGACGACAAAUUUAUUGAAAAUGUAUUAAAUGAAUAUUUAAUUUGGAAAGAUGAUAAACAUAUCUUGUAUAAACAAUGGGUAAAAAAUUUUGUUAAUAAUUGGAUAAAUCAAAAAAAAUGGAAUGCUUGGAUUGAGGAGCAAAACAUAGCUCAUUCAUAA
Plasmodium berghei ANKA is the source of this 987-nucleotide messenger RNA. RefSeq names its product tryptophan-rich antigen. The record is from RefSeq and is a predicted model, not a curated record. The transcript is spliced from 2 exons. NCBI's taxonomy places the organism in Eukaryota, Apicomplexa, Aconoidasida, Haemosporida, Plasmodiidae. Bases 1 to 987 code for a protein of 328 amino acids.